AGAAUUAAUUUUAAAAUUGAUGAAAAAAACAAAAAGAGGAAAGAUGGGAAAGAGAAAUGACAAAAAACGUGGAAGAAGGAAGAAGAGGAGGAAGAGAAUAAAGUGACGGGGCUCAUAAUAUAAUUAUAAUAAAAUACUCCUCAAAUAUCAUGUCAUAUUUAUGCCUAAGUUUUUCCUUGUUUUAUUGUUGAAGCAGAUGAUCAGCCUUGUCCAUGGCUGAAACAGUAUUCACAGCAGUUAUCAACAAAGCUGUUGAAAUAUCCAGCAAUGCACUGUUUAAUGAAGUGCCUUCGGACUCGUCCUUGCGGGAAAGCAUCCGUUGGAUUGAAACCGAGAUGAGACGCAUGAGAUCUUACCUAGCAGAUGCGGAGGCUAAACAAAUAUCAAGUCAUGGAGGAGCAAACCUGAUAAAUGAUAUUGAACAACUUGCUGAGGAUGUCGAAAUUGUUCUUUACACUUACCUUAGUGAAAUAGCAUCUCAUCGCGAGGGAGAGUGCAGGCUUCAGUGUCUCAAAGAAGCUGCUCGGAUUUUCUCUUGUCAUGGCCACACCGCUCAUAAGUUGGUUGCUCGGGUUGAAGAGAUUAAGAGAAAAGUUGCAGACAUUGAUCUUGCGCGGGUGAGAUAUAACAUCACAGAUUCAAGCAGCAAUAACAAAGAUGAAAUUUUCAGUACUUCGGAUCAAAGGAGAUCUUUCCUACAUGUGGAUGAAUCGGAAAUCAUUGGUCUAGAGAAAGAUUGCAAGGAGCUGGAGAAAAAGUUGCUCGACACAAACCUAGAGCACGAUGUGAUCUCAAUCAUCGGUAUGGGUGGUUUGGGUAAAACAACACUUGCAAAAAGAGUGUAUAAUAAGGUCAAGUGUCAUUUUGACUGCUCUGCUUUGGUUUCUGUUUUCCAAGAGCCAAGAUCGAAAGAAGUGUUACUUGAGUUGGCUAAACAGGUGUUUCUUGGGUUGGCUAAACAGGUGGGACUAGGAAAGGACAAGAUGGAGCAGAACCUUGAGAACAACCUCUACACAUUCCUGAAGGAGAAAAGGUAUGUGAUCUUCCUAGAUGACGUUUGGAGUAUCAAAACAUGGGAAGCUUUAUCCUCAAGUUUCCCUACCUUUGAUAAUUCCAAAAAUGGCAGUAGAAUAAUCAUCACGUCUAGGAAGCGUGAUAUAGGAAUGUAUAUUGGAGGAGUCAGCUCAAUUCACGACUUACAACCUUUAAAGCCUGAGGAUAGUUGGGAACUCUUUAUAAAAGUUCUGUUGAGGGCAUCAAAGGAUAAUAAGAGUGGGAUUCCCACAAAUUUGGAAGGCAUAGGCAGAGAAUUGAUGAAAAGAUGUGGCGGCGUACCAUUAGCCAUUGUUUUAACAGCUAGCCUUUUGCGCGCAAAAGAAAAUAGUGAACAUGACUGGAAUAGGGUGCUAAAGAAUACGCAUCAAAAUCACGAGCAAGACUUAGACCAGUGCUCCAAGAUCUUGGGUUUGAGCUAUGAAGACUUGCCCGCUUCCUUAAGACCUUGCUUCCUCUAUUUCGCACUUUUCCCAGAGGACUAUGAAAUUCCUGUGUUCAACUUGAUUAACAUGUGGGCAGCUGAGAAAUUCAUAACCCGAAGAGAAGAAUGUGAGAUUGAGGAAGUUGGGGAGUCUUACCUAAAUGAUUUGGUUGCUAGAAACCUGAUUCAAGUCUCCAAACGAAGGUACGAUGGAAAAAUUAAAACUUGUCGUAUCCAUAAUGUGCUUCAUGAUCUUUGCAUCAAGGUAGCAAAGGGUAAGAAGUUCUUCCAUUCUCUUAACGACAUAGUAGGCACUACAAGCUCCAGUUGUUGUGUUGAGGGACCUCGUAGACUUGCUGUACAUCAAAGGGAUGUGGACAAGUAUCUUUCUUGUCACCUUGAAACCCCAAAGAUCUGUGCAUUUCUUAGUUUUGAACCCAUUGAAGUCCCCAAAAAUCAGAUGGUUAAAAAUAUUUUCCCAAAUGUAGGAUUCUUGAGAGUCCUCAAUUUAGAAAUCUCGACAUCCCCCAACAAGUCUCAAAAAAAAAUCUCGACAUCCCCCAACAAGUAUGGAUGGUCGGUUAUAGGCCCUAUUGGGAAAUUGAUCCAUUUGAGUUACCUUAGAUUGAGAGGGUUCUCACAUACUUGCCUUCCUUCAAGUAUAAGCAACUUGAAAAACCUACUUACCUUGGAUGUACGAGGUUGCAAUUCCAUUAGACUUCCAACUUGCAUUUGGAAGAUGGAACAACUUAGACAUCUCCAAAUAGGUGCCCUGUCUUUGUUUGUUCGAUUUUGUGUUGGAUAUUGGGGUUUCGAAGAAUCUGACAUCGUAACCAAGCACUACCCCAUUGAAGUCAAUCUCCCAAACAUCCAAACUUUGGAGACAAUGGAUGUAUGCUACUGGAACCCCAAGUGGUUGUGCAAAGUUGGUCCCAACAUAAGAAGAUUGGCAGUUUCUGGUGGAUCUAGAGAAACCAUAAAUGUGCUGAACAACCAGAACAACGUUAUCUUUGAGAAGCUUGAGAAUCUUCGAUUAUCUAAUGAUACUACACAUGUCAUUUCAAGUGGAAAUUUCACUUUGUCAGGCUAUCCAAAUCUCCUUAAGGUGCACUUGGACGUUUUCUUCUCACCAAGCAAGUUGCCAAGCUCUGAGCAUUUCCCUCCUAAUCUCAUCAAGCUGACCUUACUCAAGAAUCGGCUGACAGAGGACCCUUUGCAGACGCUGAAUCAGCUACCAAAAUUGAAGAUCCUCAAGCUGGACUUUGAUUGCUACAUUGGAAAAACUAUGGAUUGUGAUGGUGGCUUUUGUCAACUUGAAGUUCUGCGGAUUAGAGGGUUGGAUAAUCUUAAGGAGUUGAUGAUGGAUGGGGUAGGAAUGCCUAGAUUAAGAAAAGUGAUGAUUGAUCAGUGUGAACAGCUCAAGAGUAUUCCUGAGAGCCUCCAAAACUUGAGGACAACUUGAUGGCAGAAGGACUUACAUCAUUUAAUAGCGAUGGAGUAAAACGAUGAUUCUUAAAUUAGAAAUAUUGGACUGUACCAUAUGGAGGUUCUUUACUUUCUUGCUAAUUGAAAGAGCUGAUUCUGCAGACUCAUUUUAUGUAAUCAUAUGAUAUACAGUACUGGCCUUUGGGUUAAAUAAUAUUAAUAGUUCCAUGGCGUGUUUUUACCAA
Molecule: messenger RNA, 3147 nt
Organism: Lycium barbarum (goji berry)
Lineage: Eukaryota; Viridiplantae; Streptophyta; Magnoliopsida; Solanales; Solanaceae
Product: toMV resistance protein Tm-2(GCR236)-like
Exons: 2
Coding region: 213-2939 (908 amino acids)
Biological process (GO): defense response to other organism
Molecular function (GO): ADP binding
Source: RefSeq, a predicted model, not a curated record